AUGAGGAAAAUAUUUGAGAACAGCAGUGUACAGGAAUUUAGAGCAAGGGAAGUUCCUAAUUAUCAGUCAGAUAACCUUCAUUUAGAACUUUGGGCACUAUAUCCUGUUGUUGUGAACCAAGUACAAAAAAUCAUUUCCAAAGAAAAUGUUCCACAUAAUCUGUCUAGAAAAUAUUUUGUUGGUCAUGUUGUGCAAGAUAUAAAGUCCAUACCUUGUAAUGGUCAAGAUUUUUUAUGGUUAUUAAAGAAAGGAGCACAAAGAUGUUAUACAAGAGGAAAGAUCCAAGUUCAUAUACAGCUAUCUAGCCUUAAAAAACAAAAUCAUCAUCUUCAUAUUUACAUUCAUUUGACCCUUCUGCUUUUGUGUUAUAGAAAACAAUUGGACAAAAUUCAGAGUUCCAAGUUGUACAAAAAUUGGUUGGAAAUCCUCCCAACUGCUGCCUUGACUUUAAUACAGCAGCAUGCUAUCCAGCAUGGUAUAACUCCUAUUGAGCAGUUUUUAUGUUCCUGGCUAGUAGCAUCAACACUGAAAAUUCGAAAUGAGAAUCACAUUAGUUUUUAUUUUCUUAAGUACCUUUUAGAAAUUUUGAUGAUUAAUGUCUCUGAAAAUUCACUUGAAACGUAUCUAGAAGAAGCCCUUUAUAACAGCAUUCAUAAGGUUUUUGAAUAUGCUUUAGAUAUGUUACGAAAAUUGCAUGAAAAUUUUCAGAUACAAAAUGUGCAGAUGCAAGAUGAUUUCUUUUGCAUGCUAAAGUGUAUAUAUAUGAUAUGUGCAGAAAUGGAAACACAUUAUCAGAAGCCUGAUUUGUACAAGAUUGUUGAAGUAUGAUUUGAAUAAAUUAAGCUUU
Stegodyphus dumicola is the source of this 847-nucleotide messenger RNA. Its product is annotated as protein unc-13 homolog D-like. Gene Ontology annotation, cellular component: secretory vesicle. The record is from RefSeq and is a predicted model, not a curated record. Lineage: Eukaryota; Metazoa; Arthropoda; Arachnida; Araneae; Eresidae.